ACAUUACUUGUUCAGUUAUCGCCGAGGCGGCUUCGAGCGUUCACUGACAAACGUAUCACUUUUAUAUGACAGGCUGUCAAUAAAAUAUCACAUGUUUUCACGUGCCGACCGUAUUGUGGGUCUCUGAUUCGACUCAACGACAUCGCCAGUUCGCGAACCGGUUUUUAUUCGUUUUUUUAUUUUCGGAUUUUUUUUUUUGUUUACCUGAUAACGAGCCGUCAGUUUGGGACUUAGUGUCGUCGUCCGUGGAGCAAACAUACCGGCCUGGAGGCGACUACACACGGAAAAGCGAGAGACUGUAAUGGAGUGAUGGCCGAAGGAGAAUCUGAGGCCGGUGAGGGGAUGUUAGCCGCAGCAGCGUUACACCAGGGUGCCGUCGUGAAGCGGGAGGACGAGCGGUUAACCGACAUCAACCAGGAAAGUGAGGACGAAUGCAGUAGUUUGGAAUCUUGUGGAGAAGGAAACAUGGGUGUACCAGAAAGUCGAGGACAUAGCCCCCAACCCAAUCUUGAAGUAAAACAACAACUUAACGGUUUGUUAAAUCUAAGUUCGAUACCCGGCCUCCAAGGACUGAACCUGCAACAGCAAAACGCCGGACCUUCAGCACCUCCUCAGGUCCAGGGCGUCCACACGCCUGGCAUCAUCAACAACCAACCCAUCAACACGCCGCUCAACCUCAGCAUAAACGCAACCAGCUUCUUUUUAGAUAACCUUAAUUCUGCGAACCUGCUGUCGUCGGGGCAACAAGUGGUUUCACCCCCGCAGCCGUCAGCAAUGCCGCAGCUGAUACUCGCUUCGGGCCAGAUAAUCCAAGGCAUCCAAGGGGCCCAGUUGCUAAUCCCUACCUCUCAAGGAAUCGCCACGCAGACAAUUCUGACGAUUCCGAUCAACGCGGUAACGAACAACCAGAUGGUCAACAUGCCGAUGAGCAACGGCCAGGUGAUGACGACCACCCUGGCCAAUCUCGCACACCAGUACGCUCACACCAAUGCAAACAGCCCAACACCGGCAAACAUUGGUCCUACGAUACCGGCACCUCCACUGCCACAUCUUCUCAAUGGGCACAGCCAGCAUCAACAGCACCUACUCAAUGCUUUUCAGCAACAGCAGCAGCAGCAACAACAGCAACAGACACAGCCACAGCCUCUUCUGUCCCAACCACAACAGCAGCCACAGGCACAACCUCCACCCCAGCAGCAGAACCAACAUCAACAGCCGCAACCGCCUCUGCCACAACCCUCGCAGAAAUCACCUAUAAGUCACUCACCAUUCAAUAGUGGGAUGCAAAAUUGUGCCAAAUCGCCACCAAUUAAUGGAGGGAAUGGAACAGGUAUGAGCAAUGGGGGCUGCUCAACAGCAUCCAAUCCUUCAACAUCUCCUUUGAAUACGAUAAGUCGUCUAGCUGCUUCUAACAAUGAUCUCACAAUAACAACAAGCUCUGCCAUAAAAUACCAACACAGCCCUCUUCCAUUGGACCUGAUGGAUGAAUCAAACCAACCCAUGAUAUCAGAAAGCAGAGGUAACACUGUAGAUGGUAUUAACUUAGACGAGAUUAAAGAGUUUGCAAAAGCUUUUAAACUGAGGAGGUUGUCGCUCGGACUGACACAAACGCAAGUCGGUCAAGCUCUAAGUAUCACCGAAGGUCCUGCCUACUCUCAAUCUGCCAUUUGCAGCGCCCUGGCAACUCAGAUGUAUUGUGCUGCCCAACUUGCCUCACAACAACAGUCAAUGUUCGAGAAACUUGACAUAACUCCAAAGAGUGCCCAGAAAAUCAAGCCGGUCCUCGAACAGUGGAUGAAAGAAGCCGAGGAGAGCAGGUAUAAAAGUGGGCAAAACCAUCUGACAGAGUUCAUCGGGGUGGAGCCAUCAAAAAAGAGGAAAAGGAGAACGUCGUUCACACCCCAAGCACUAGAGCUGCUCAACGCACACUUCGAGAGAAACACACAUCCAUCAGGUACUGAGAUAACUACCCUUGCUCACCAACUGGGUUAUGAGAGGGAGGUUAUAAGGAUUUGGUUCUGCAACAAGAGACAAGCGUUAAAGAACACUGUUCGUAUGAUGUCGAAAGGGUGUACCUAGCUAGUGCCCCAGCAGGGGAUGUGGCAUCCAUGAGAAUACGCCAGGGAUUCGUCUUCUGCAUCAAGCGAACUACGCAUGCAAGAACCGUCCCCGAGUUAUGGUGUGAAGAACGAUUCGAAAAUUUCUCCGACUUUAUAUUCGGACUCGCAGUUCUAAGUGUAUAAAAUGGAAUAUAAGAGACAUUGUUUAUUACAACUUGAAUCGGGCUAAUCUGGUCACAUGUAUAUACAUAAUUUUAAACAGAAAGCACUAAGUGCAAUAUUUCACUUGUUAUCAUUUGUUUUGUCUCAUCAGAAUCAACAUAUAAAUAAAAGAAAAAUCAUUAGAUCUCAUUGAGCAUUAUUGUUUAUUGCUAAUUAUUGAUUUAGUGACAGUGUAGUAUUUAAAUACAUAAUAUAAUGUAUCCGAUUUGACAAAACAUACUUGUAAAUAAUGUUACAUCUAUGUGUGUGGACACCUUCUAAGUAUUUUAUCAUCAAGAAAGACUAUGUUAUUGUGUUCUACUACACAUUCAAAACUACCUAUUAACUACGAAAUAAACAUAAAUUUUAAAAAGCAAAUCUUACUUGUCUACAAUAUUUUUUUUUUUUAAAUAGGACGAAGGACUUGUACAUAACCACUAUACAUAACAGACACUCGUGUAUAAAUUAUUGUUUAAAACAUUGUACAUAUUAAGGGACCUAAGAAAAGUAUAAUUUAUAUAUAUAGGCCUAG
This is a messenger RNA of Cimex lectularius (bed bug), 2793 nucleotides long. Its product is annotated as POU domain, class 6, transcription factor 2-like. Bases 310 to 2079 code for a protein of 589 amino acids. The record is from RefSeq and is a predicted model, not a curated record. Gene Ontology annotation, biological process: regulation of transcription by RNA polymerase II. The transcript has 13 exons. Lineage: Eukaryota; Metazoa; Arthropoda; Insecta; Hemiptera; Cimicidae. Gene Ontology annotation, molecular function: DNA-binding transcription factor activity, RNA polymerase II-specific; RNA polymerase II cis-regulatory region sequence-specific DNA binding.